AUGAAUUCAAUAUUAGACGUGAAUAGAAAUCAAAGUAAUUAUAAAAAUUAUAAGAGAGUGAGACGACAGACAAAGUCAACUAAUAAAGCAAAAGCAAAAAGUGAAGAAAUAUGUGACAGCAAUGAAUGCGAAACUUAUGGGAAAUUAUAUAAACAAUUGAUCGACACGUCUGUGGAUCCGUGCCAUGACUUCUAUGAUUACGUUUGCGGGAAAUUCACCAAAAGUACAGUCAUUCCCGAGAAUAUGGUCUCAUUUGGUGCGCUGGAGAGGGCCGACGAAAAGGUGACACAAAUAGUAAAGCGUGAAUUGAGUGAAUCUCACAAACGGUGUGAUUCAAAGUCCAUCAAAUAUGCCACCAAUUUAUACAAUGGAUGCACUGAUUUUGCAAAACUAGAGUCGCGAGGAAUUAAACCACUAAUCAAUGCAUUGAAUUCAAUCGGCGGAUGGCCUCUAAUACCGAACACUGUAUUCAAUGGCAAAACAUACGAUCGUUUUCAUGCCUUAUCUCUAGUGAUCGCCAACUUUGCCUUGAGUUCAAUCAUCGAAAUCGGUGUUCAGCCGGACAUCAGAGACAAUACAAAGAAUAUACUUUACUUAGGUUCGGCGCCGGACCUGUCUUUAGAGUGGAAGAAGCGCUGGAAUCGGCGAAACCGGACACGUCUUAUGGUACCCAUCAUUCCCACUAUUGCUGACGAUAACAUGAAUUCAAUGGACGAAAUAAAAAUGAUCCGCGAGUUUGUGUUAACACAGUGUCUUAUAAUGGGAGCCAAAGACAGUGUUCGCACUCUUCAACAAAUUGAUGAGUUGUUUAUGUUUUCCUCACGACUCGAAAGCAUUCAAACCGAAGAGACGAAUCUGGAUAUGGUUUACAACAAAAUGACUUUCAAACAAUUGAAUGCAUUGUCAUCUAAUAAAAUGGAUUGGGUUUCACUCAUUAACAACAUCUACCGCAUGAGUGGCACAAACGCGCGCUUCACUAAAGAGGAUCAGCUCAUUGUCACUGAUAUUCAGUAUUUUACAAAAUUGCCACAAAUAUUACUGAAGACACCGAAUAGAGUUAUCGCAAACUUUUUAGGCUUUUCAGUCGUUCAGAUGUUAAGCGAUUAUACGAUCAAAAAGUUUAGGCAAAUGGACUUUGAAUUACAGAAGUCGUUGACAGGCAUUACAACUCCGCCCGAAGACUGGAAACUAUGCGUUGAAUUAGUGGACGGCUUAAUGCCUUUCGCCACGAGUCGUAAAUACAUUGAAAAUAACUUUGAUUUGAGAGCCAAAAGAAAAUCAACAGAAUUAGUGAAUUACAUACAAAAAGCGUUUUACAAAUCGCUUCAAACGAAUCCAGUGUUAGAGAAGUCGACGCGAACCAUGACUUUGGCUAAAGUGAAACAAAUGACCAAAAAUAUCGGAUAUCCCGACUGGCUGUUUGAUGACCGCACUCUCGACAGUAUGUAUAACUUGGAUAUGGAGUGCAAUAAAGAUAAAACAUUUGAAUGCAUUUUACACCUCUUGAAGCGAUCGGUUUACACAAACUUCAAGUCCAUUGAUGAGCCCGUGAACGCAACUUUAAACUGGCCAUUUGCGCCGACAACAGUAAACGCGGCGUACUUUCCAACAUUUAACUCGAUCAGACAUGAAAUAACUCAUGGAUUUGACAGCUCUGGCAGUCAAUUCAAUGAAAAGGGCAAUUUAGGCACCAUUUGGGACAAACCAACUCAAAGGAGAUUCAAUCAAAAGGAGAAUUGCUUUAUAAACCAAUACAACAAUUACUGUGAUUCCGGAUUUUGUGUGAGCGGUGAGAAUACAAAGACGGAGAACACUGCGGACAACGGGGGUCUCAGGAAUACAUUCAAAGCCUAUAAGAUGUGUAACCAUAACGGAGAGAAACCAAAACGGUUACCGCAU
Molecule: messenger RNA, 1899 nt
Organism: Medioppia subpectinata
Lineage: Eukaryota; Metazoa; Arthropoda; Arachnida; Sarcoptiformes; Oppiidae
Source: the annotation of a GenBank genome assembly